CACUUCACUUUAUAUUUUAUCUGUGAUCUCGUGUUAGAGUCCAGAAUAGCUUUAGCUUAAGAGUUGUUGUUAGAAGUAAGAUGAUGAAAUAAAUAUUGAGAAAAUGUAGCCGGCAAAUUUAUUCGUUUUAAAUAGUUAUUUUCGGAGUAUAAAUGGCCAAAACUUUAACAGGUUAUGGGCCCAGAAAUGCGCGUUGGUAUUGUGUCGAUUUUUAAGUGUAAAUUGUAAAUUGUAAAGUAAAGUGUUGGUGAAAGAUUCAGAUACGAUGAAUGGUGAUAAUGGAAGAUCGUUUAAGCAGUUCGAUGGAACGAAUUAUCCUAACUGGAGGAUACGGGUAAUGGCGUUACUAGAUUACCAUGAAGUGAAAGAUAUAGCGAUUUCGAGAGUACCAGAGAAUCCUAAUUCAAGAUGGAAAAAGAAAAACAAACGGUGCAGAUAUCUGAUUAUGCAGAAUAUAGCUGAUUCCCAUCUUUACCACUGUGUUAAUCGUGAGUACGCGGCAGACAUAAUAACAGAAUUGGAUGAUAACUACAGCCAGAGAGAUCUUCAAUCCCUGAUGAUUGCAGAAAGAAAAAUGGGAGCCUUAAAAAUUGGAGAAAACGUCAUGGAUAUCGAGAAGCAUAUUGUGAAAUUUAAAACGAUACUAAGAGAAUUGGAUGAUGCUGGUGCGGACCUAACCGAAGCAAAAAAGAUAAGCUGCUUUUUGCUAACUCUAGACCAGGUGAAAGAAUACGAUACACAGGUUCAAAUUGUUGAAGCGAAGAAAGAUCCUGACUUGAAGUUAAGUGAUGUUAUCAGUCAAAUAUCAACGUAUGGUAAAAGUUUGAAGAAACCUGAUGAAAGUUCAACUAAAGUUUCAACUUCGGCUCCGGUGAUGCAAGUUAAUCGAGGUAAUCCUGGGGUUAAUAAUAAUAACGUGAAUAAUAAUUCGAAAAGUAGUGAUCCGCGUAAAUGUUUCUUUUGUGGGAGAAAUGGCCAUGUGGCAAAGUUUUGUUCGAGAAAGUUACAAAAUAAUAAUGGUAAUUAUAAUAAUCGUGGUAAUUUUAAUCCGAAUCGUGGUAACUUUAAUCCUGCUCGUGGCAAUUUUAAUAAUAAUCGUGGCGGUAAUAAUUAUAAUCGAGGAAAUUAUAAUAAUUCGAAUGGUUUUAAUCGUGGUGGGCAUAAUGGUGGUAAUUACGGUAAUUAUCGUGGUAAUUCUCAGUUUGGUAACUCUUAUGAUAAUAAUGCCAGAUUUAAUAAUAAUUCUCGUUCUGUUUGUUAUCGUUGUAAUCAAGAAGGGCAUAUUGCCAAGUUUUGUAAUAAUAAUGAUAGUGGUAAUAAUAGACAGGCUAAUAUGACCGAUAAUGUUACAUUCUUUGUAGAGAAGCAUCUGUAUGCAGUCUAAUUUUUGCGGGAAUCCGUAAAAUGUCAUACGCGUACGCAUACGUAUACGCGAGUGGGGGG
This is a messenger RNA of Planococcus citri (citrus mealybug), 1443 nucleotides long. Its product is annotated as probable cyclin-dependent serine/threonine-protein kinase DDB_G0292550. Bases 266 to 1384 code for a protein of 372 amino acids. Lineage: Eukaryota; Metazoa; Arthropoda; Insecta; Hemiptera; Pseudococcidae. Gene Ontology annotation, molecular function: nucleic acid binding; zinc ion binding. The record is from RefSeq and is a predicted model, not a curated record. The transcript has a single exon.